CCACCUGGCGUGGGCGGGGCCUGGGUGGAGCGAGGUUUCUGAGGGAGGUGACGCAGGAGCUAUCCAGCACGUCAGCUCCCUGUUUUGACCCAGAUUGCAAGAAGCUCGCCUGCGGCCACACGGUUAAAAAUGCCUUCAAGGAUGGUCUCUGCCAUGCUAUCUGGCCUUCUGUUUUGGUUGAUGUUUGAGUGGGAUCCAGCAUUCGCUUAUAGUCCGCGGACCCCUGACCGGGUCUCAGAAACAGACAUCCAGAGGCUGCUCCAUGGCGUUAUGGAGCAGCUGGGCAUUGCCCGGCCACGUGUGGAGUACCCAGCUCACCAGGCCAUGAAUCUUGUUGGGCCGCAGAGCAUUGAAGGGGGAGCUCAUGAGGGUCUUCAGCAUCUGGGUCCUUUUGGUAACAUCCCCAACAUAGUGGCAGAGUUGACUGGUGACAACAUUCCUAAGGACUUCAGUGAAGAUCAAGGCUACCCAGACCCUCCAAAUCCCUGUCCUCUUGGGAAAACUGCAGAUGAUGGAUGUCUAGAAAACGCCCCCGACACUGCAGAGUUCAGUCGAGAAUUCCAGUUAGAUCAACACCUUUUUGAUCCAGAACAUGACUACCCAGGUUUGGGCAAGUGGAACAAGAAACUCCUUUAUGAGAAGAUGAAGGGAGGACAGAGGCGGAAGCGGAGGAGUGUCAAUCCCUAUCUACAAGGAAAGAGGUUGGACAAUGUUGUGGCAAAGAAAUCUGUCCCCCACUUCUCAGAAGAGGAGAAGGAACCAGAAUAAAGAGAAGACAGUAGGUGGAAACCCAUACAAUGCUUAUGUGCAUGUUUGUAGAGCCCGUGAGUGACAGCAUGCAUUUUUACAUAUUUAUGGAUGAAAAGCAGCUGUCCUUGUCUCCAUACCAAUGCCUGUGCUUUCUGCUAAAUUAGAAUAAAAGCUCCUUCUCUUUUGGGGAUUUUUUUGAUGUGGAUCUGCAAGAAACAUUACAAUUAAAAUGUAUAUGUCAAGUAUAAUAAAAACACGGAUAUGAAAUACUCAGAUUUCUUGCAGUUUUGGGGUUGUGCUGUUUGGGCCAAGUCUGUAAAAAGCUAGCAUUUGAUUUUGAUUAUGUAGUGUAUCUAGCCCCUGGGCCUUGUUACACACCAAUAAAGAAGUUUGUACUCAAGGGGAGGGGCUGACACAUCUCACUCUGCUGCUUCUUAAUAAAUGUAUGUGAGCAUUG
Messenger RNA from Mastomys coucha (southern multimammate mouse), 1207 nucleotides. RefSeq names its product secretogranin V (gene Scg5). Lineage: Eukaryota; Metazoa; Chordata; Mammalia; Rodentia; Muridae. Gene Ontology annotation, cellular component: secretory granule. The transcript has 6 exons. Gene Ontology annotation, biological process: neuropeptide signaling pathway; regulation of hormone secretion. Gene Ontology annotation, molecular function: enzyme regulator activity. The record is from RefSeq and is a predicted model, not a curated record. Bases 130 to 768 code for a protein of 212 amino acids.